UAUAAGCACACUUGAUUAUUACCUCCACAUAUAUAAAUACACAUACAUAUAUACACACAUACAUACAUACACAUGCUCUUCUCUUCCCUCUGUUGCUCGCGAGCUUUAGCCUUUGGUUUUUACGGGUAACUCUUUCCGCUUCUUCUCAAACUAUUUGUAUCUGAGAGAGAAAGAGAUAAAAGAGAGAGAUAGAGAGAGAUAAGAGAGAGAUCCAAACCAGAAGCAAUCUUCUCCGUUUGCUUUUUUUUUGUUGUUUUAUCUUCUCUUUCGUGUGAAGAUUCGUAUCUCUUUUCUCCGGCAAACUCACGGCGGCGGCUUGCGUCGUCGAUCCACUCUUCUUCAUCGCUUCUAUGUACGUUUCAUCUUCUUCGGAAGGAGCCGAGAAGUUCGCUUUUGUCCUUUGAAGAAUGUGAUCCGGUCUCUAACAAGGGUAGUGUGAAAGCGUGAAAUCGUUUUGUAUUUGUGUAAUUCAUAUUUCCGGUGGAAAAAAUCGAAAAAGAGAUGAAGAGGGUUAGAGAAGAGGUUUACGUUGAAGCUCCGAUACGAGGACCUACCGUUUCCUCUCGUGGAGAAACAAAUGGUAGGCCUCUAACGAUUGGUGGAGGUGGAGGUGGAGGUGGAGGAGGAACCAUGGGAGGGUUAACAACAGGUGAUGCCCUGUCGUAUCUCAAGGCUGUGAAGAAUAUGUUUCAAGACAAGAGAGAGAAGUAUGAGACUUUCCUUGAUGUCAUGAAGGACUUUAAAGCUCAGAGAGUUGACACUAAUGGAGUCAUAGCGAGGGUAAAAGAGUUGUUCAAGGGCUAUGACGACUUGCUUUUGGGUUUUAAUACCUUUUUGCCCAGAGGGUACAAAAUAACUCUCCCGGAGAAGAAGCCGGUGGAUUUCGAAGAAGCUAUCGAGUUUGUGAACAAGAUCAAGUCACGAUUUGGUGGUGAUGACCGUGCGUAUAAAAGGUUUCUAGACAUCUUGAACAUGUAUAGAAAGGAAAGCAAGUCUAUCACCGAGGUCUAUCAAGAGGUUACUCUGUUGUUCCAGGACCAUGAAGAUCUGCUUAUGGAGUUUGUUCAUUUCUUACCUGAUACUUCAGGAUCAGCUUCUACUCAUUACCCUCUUUCAGGAAGGAAUGUAGUACCGCGUGAUAAAAACUGUCCUGCUUCUGCCAUGCAUCCAAGGCAUUUUGAGAAGGUUUCUCUUAUUUAUCCUUUCUUAAAUUUCGUUCACAAUGUAGACUCUUAUCUGCCGCAGAGAUUAAAAAUACGGAGUAGGCAUGAUGAGUAUCCUGAACACCCUGAUGAUCAACGAGAAGAUGGUGACGAGAACCUUGUGGCUUGCUCUGCUGGUAAUUCUCUGGGAAAAUCACUUGUUAAUCAAGGCCAAUGGCCGGGGUGCCUGAAGGUAGAGGACAACGAGGGGAUUCAUGAUUAUGAAAACAACGGUGGUCAUGAGAGAUAUCCAGAAGCUUUUGGCAGUCAGAAAAAUCUUCUCUCUAACACCAACCAUAUGGCCAAGGCUAUUAAUGAACUGGAUCUUAUUGAGUGUGCACAAUGCACACCAAGUUAUCGUCUCCUGCCAGAUGAUUAUCUCAUUCAGACUCCAAGCUACAGAAACUCACUAGGUGAAAAGGUGCUUAACGAUCAUUGGGUAUCUGUCACAUCGGGGAGUGAGGAUUACUCUUUCAAGCACAUGCGUAAAAACCAGUAUGAAGAAAGCUUGUUUCGAUGUGAGGAUGACAGGUUUGAGUUGGACAUGUUAUUAGAGUCUGUGAAUGCAGCCAUCAAGCAGCUGAACCUAAGAUGCAUUGAGCGGUUAUACGGUGAUUAUGGGCUUGACGUCAUGGAUUUUAUGAAGAAGAACUCCCACGUCGCCUUACCGGUGAUUCUGACUCGCUUGAAGCAGAAACAAGAAGAAUGGGCUAGGUGUCGCUCUGAUUUCAGGAAAGUGUGGGCUGAAGUAUAUGCUAAGAACCAUCACAAAUCUCUAGAUCAUCGUAGCUUUUAUUUCAAGCAGCAGGACUCCAAAAAUUUGAGCACAAAAGGUUUAGUGGCGGAAAUAAAAGAUAUCAGUGAGAGAAAGCAUAAAGAAGACCCGCUUCAUGCGAUUGCUGUUGGAUCUAGGCCUACUUUCACCCCAGAUGUGGAGUUCAUUUAUUCUGAUACACAAGUUCAUACUGACUUAUAUCAACUAAUCAAGUACUACUGCGAAGAAAUUUGUGCUACUGAGCAGUCGGAUAAAGUAAUGAAUCUGUGGGUAACGUUUCUGGAGCCCAUGUUUGGCGUUCCUUCGAGGUCUCAAACUAAUGAGACAAUGGAGGAUGUUGAGAAGUUAGAAGACAACCAAGAGCAGCAUGAUGCAUGUGAGGCAGUGAAGGAGAACGCCUGUGAUGGUUCUCUUGCUUCAGACCUUAAACAGUUAACACCUCCAAGAACACCUAACAAAGAAAACCAAACAAUACGAGGAAGCUCUUUUGCGCAGGAUUUGCCUGUCAACACACAUGAAACCAUUCAGCAAGAUAAACUGAAUGUUGUUGCAGCUAUGACUAAUGAGGAAAGCCAGCCUUCUAAGCUGGUGUCACCCAGAAAUGAGUUGAUAAAAGAGGGUUUAGAGAAUUGUAGUAAGGUUACUGACGUAUCAAAGGUAGAGCGAGAAGAGGGUGAAUUAUCUCCCACCGAAAGUUUUGAGCAAGACAAUUUUGAGGCUUAUAGAGAGAACGGCCUUGCGCCCCUGCAGAAACUGUCUGACAGUGUUAGAAGUAACAAAGACCGAGAACUCAAAGAGGGAGGAUGUUUAACUGAAGCUGGAGAAAGAAGCAAAUCUCCCCCUGAAGAUGAUAGAAACAAAGUUACUCAAAAGUUUCCAGAAGCGAAUGAGAAUGCCUCCAAAGUUAUUGCCUCAGGAAGCAAGUUUGGUGUCCAAGUUUCUUCCGAUGAAGAGCAUAAAGGAGCUAUGAACUGUGACCGUCGUGAUAGUGUGGUUGAGAGUGAAAACGAGGUUAUAGGGAUGAUUACCAAUGAGGGUGAAGAUGGAUCGUUUAUCACAUUUUCAGAACGGUAUCUCAGGCCUGUAAAGCCCCUUGCGAAGCAUGUUCCUGGGGCACUACAAGCUAGUGAAAGCGACUCCCGGAAUGAUUCUCGAGUCUUCUAUGGGAAUGAUUCGUUUUAUGUGCUUUUUCGGCUUCAUCAAAUGUUGUACGAGAGAAUACAAUCUGCAAAGAUACAUUCAGAGAGGAAGUGGAAAGCUCCAGAUCCAGAUAACACAUCUCCUGAUUCUUACACCAGGUUCCUGGAUGCACUCUAUAAUUUACUUGACGGCUCUAGCGAUAAUACAAAGUUUGAAGAUGAGUGCCGAGCUAUUAUUGGAGCACAAUCAUAUGUUCUCUUCACAUUGGACAAGCUGGUACAGAAGUUUGUCAAGCAUCUUCAUGCGGUUGCAGCUGAUGAUACAGACACCAAGCUACUGCAACUGUAUGCAUAUGAGAACUACAGAAAACCGGGAAGGUUCUUUGAUAUUGUGUACCAUGAGAAUGCCAGAGCCCUUCUCCAUGAUCAGAACAUAUACCGGAUUGAAUAUGCAUCUGCUCAAACCCGUCUCUCGAUUCAGCUUAUGAACAGUGGGAACGAUCAGCCUGAAGUUACAGCUGUAACAGUGGAGCCAGGUUUUGCAAAUUAUUUGCAGAAUGACUUUCUUACGCUUGUACCUGAUGAAGAAAAGCCUGGAUUGUUUCUCAAGAGGAAUAAGGCGAAAUUAAGCGGUCCAGAUGAAUCUUCAGGGAUGUCUCGUGCACUUGAAGGAUUGAUAAUUAUCAACGAGGUCGAAUGUAAGAUGGCUUGUAGUUCUUCCAAGGUCAAGUACGAACCAAACACAGCAGAUCUUCUGUAUAGAAGCAAGAAGAAGAAACCUAAACAGAAUCCAAAUGAGAUUGACAAUGCUAAAACUUCUGGAAGCAGUGAAAUCUCGAGAAAGAGAAGAAUAUCGCGUUUUCACAUGAGUCUUAACCGAAGACUUGUUGCCUUGCCUUAAUCGCAUUAUCAAGCUCGUGUGAAGUUCUUGGCUGAGAUAUGCAAGCAUCAGUUUAGUGGUAGAGACUAGAGAGACCAAACUGUGUUUGACAAGAGGAUUCUUGCAUCAUUUGGGUCAAAGAGGUUCACAACCAUACCAUUUCUUUUCCUAAAUUGCGUCUGGAGCCGCCAGUUUUGGUGUAUAGUGUUAGAUUAUAUAUAAUAUCAUAUAUGUAAUGACAAUGCUAAAAUUGGAGAUUUUCAAUUCAUUCAUUCAAACAAAUGUUUAAUUUCCCUUCUAAUUUUAUGUGUCUCCUUCAGUUAAAUCCUCUCAUAUUUUUCUUCAUCUAUUAUAUUGUUUUGCUUCCUAUUAUUUCUUUCUAAACGACUCUGC
This is a messenger RNA of Thlaspi arvense, 4389 nucleotides long. Lineage: Eukaryota; Viridiplantae; Streptophyta; Magnoliopsida; Brassicales; Brassicaceae. The record is from the annotation of a GenBank genome assembly.